AUGGCCAACAACGCUGUCGCAAAACAUCCCGGUGUCUGCGAUCCGGAAAGACAGCCACUAUUAGCGGGUAAUAGCAAAGACGCUGUCGUAAAGGAUCUCGAUGCCGGCGAUCUGGAGACGCAGCACAUUCCAGCGGGUCACGCCAAAUUUAAACGUCUGGGAUGGAAGCGUCUUACUGUUAUUGCGAUCGUUGAGGCGAUCGCGUUAGGCAGCCUUGGGCUGCCAUCUGCCUUUGCGGCGCUUGGUAUGGUCGCAGGUGUCAUUCUGACCGUGGUCAUUGGCUUGGGUGCGAUGUAUGCAGGCUACAUAGUCGGUCAAGUUAAACUCAUGUAUCCUGAGGUUGCACACUAUGCAGAUGUUGGACCGCUUAUUAUGGGCAGGUGGGGAUCAAAGAUAUUUAUCGGUAGCUUUGUUUCUCUGCUCGUUUGUGCGAUUGGGUCGCAUACUUUGACAGGCGCGAUUGCGCUUAGGACGAUCACGCAGAGUGAUAUGUGUUCGGUGAUUUUUAGCGUUCUUGCUGCUGUCAUUAUGAUGCUUCUCGCCGUGCCGCCAUCAUUUGCAGAAAUUGCCAUUCUGGGAUAUAUUGAUUUCGCUUCGAUUGUCUUGGCUAUUGGUGUCACUAUGGUUGCUACUGGGAUCCAGAGCUCGGGGUCUUCGGAUUGGUCUGCGUGGCCGAAGUCGGAUACCUCUUUUAUCUCGGCUAUCAACGCAUGCAACAUAAUUGUCUUUUCAUAUUCUUAUGCAGGUUGUUUGCCCUCUUUCAUGGAGGAUAUGCAUACCCCCAAAGAUUACACAAAAGCUAUGUGGUGGCUGGGUGGAGUCCAAAUUGUUAUUUACACUCUCACUGGGUCGAUUAUCUAUGCCUUUGUCGGGCAGAGUGUGCAAUCGCCAGCCCUGCUGUCGGCAGGACCUCUCCUUUCAAGGAUUACUUUCGGCAUCGCUCUUCCAGUCAUCUUCAUUUCCGGCUCUAUCAACACUACAGUGGUCUGCAGAUACAUAUAUGGAAAAGUUUAUCAGAAGGAACCAGAAGGCUGGGGCUCAUGGCUUAGUCUUGUUCUCUCUAUAACGGGAAUUGCGUGGGCAAUUGCUGAGGCCAUUCCCAUAUUCUCGAGCUUGUUAUCGAUCAUAUCAGCAUUAUUCAUCAGUGGGCUGAGCUUCUAUCUACCGCCUGUGAUGUUUUAUAUGCUCCUGAUGAAAGGCGCAUGGUAUGAAAAACAUAACUUGAAGCCAGUCCUAUACAACGCCAUGGUGUUUGUGGUUGGUAUGGUUAUCUUUUUCUGCGGUGGAUAUGCGAGUAUCGCUGAUUUGGUUUAUAAAUUCCAAUCAGGAUCGAUUGGCACGCCUUUCACCUGCUCAGCCUAG
Penicillium odoratum is the source of this 1362-nucleotide messenger RNA. RefSeq lists its product as uncharacterized. Gene Ontology annotation, cellular component: vacuolar membrane. Gene Ontology annotation, molecular function: amino acid transmembrane transporter activity. The coding region runs from base 1 to 1362 and encodes 453 amino acids. The record is from RefSeq and is a predicted model, not a curated record. NCBI's taxonomy places the organism in Eukaryota, Fungi, Ascomycota, Eurotiomycetes, Eurotiales, Aspergillaceae. The transcript has 4 exons. Gene Ontology annotation, biological process: amino acid transmembrane transport.